This is a messenger RNA of Sorex araneus (European shrew), 6769 nucleotides long. It is a transcript of the gene HEATR1, whose product is annotated as HEAT repeat containing 1. The transcript has 45 exons. Gene Ontology annotation, cellular component: 90S preribosome; t-UTP complex; small-subunit processome. Gene Ontology annotation, biological process: maturation of SSU-rRNA from tricistronic rRNA transcript (SSU-rRNA, 5.8S rRNA, LSU-rRNA); positive regulation of transcription by RNA polymerase I. NCBI's taxonomy places the organism in Eukaryota, Metazoa, Chordata, Mammalia, Eulipotyphla, Soricidae. Gene Ontology annotation, molecular function: snoRNA binding. The coding region runs from base 107 to 6529 and encodes 2140 amino acids. The record is from RefSeq and is a predicted model, not a curated record.
GUGGAGGGCCGGGCUCCUUGCUGCCAUGUGGGUCUUCCUGUGAAUGGUUACUACUUGUGUUUUCCAAGUCCCUCCGGAAUCGAACUUCGGAAGUCUGGCGUGAAACAUGACGUCCUUAGCCCAGCAACUCCAGCGGCUCGCCCUGCCGCAGAGCGAUCCCAGCCUCUUGUCCAGAGAUGAAGUUGCCUCCUUGUUGUUUGAUCCCAAGGAAGCCGCCACCAUCGACAGGGACACGGCCUUUGCCAUUGGAUGCACUGGCUUGGAAGAGCUGCUUGGAAUUGACCCUUCCUUUGAGCAGUUUGAGGCACCGUUGUUCAGUCAGCUGUCAAAAACCCUGGAGCGCAGCGUUCAGACCAAAGCAGUGAACAAACAGCUGGACGAAAACAUUUCAUUAUUCCUUAUUCACUUGUCCCCCUACUUUUUGCUGAAGCCAGCACAGAAAUGUCUGGAAUGGUUGAUUCACAGGUUCCAUAUCCAUCUUUAUAAUCAAGAUAGCCUUAUUGGUUGUGUUCUACCAUACCACGAGACAAGGAUAUUUGUGCGAGUUAUACAGCUUCUGAAAAUUAAUAAUCCAAAACACAAAUGGUUCUGGUUAUUUCCAGUGAAGCAAUCUGGAGUUCCCUUAGCUAAAGGAACUUUAAUUACCCACUGCUACAAAGAUCUUGGGUUUAUGGAUUUCAUAUGCAGUCUGGUGACAAAAUCUGUGAAGGUUUUUGCUGAGUACCCUGGAAAUUCAGCUCAAUUAAGAGUGCUCUUAACCUUCUAUGCUUCCACCAUCGUGUCUGCUCUAGUGGCUGCUGAAAGUGUCUCGGACAAUGUUGUUGCCAAACUCUUACCAUAUAUCCAGAAGGGAUUGAAAUCGUCUUUACCAGAUUAUAGAGCUGCAACAUACAUGAUAAUAUGUCAGAUUUCUGUGAAAGUGACACUGGAAGAAAGCUUCGUUCACUCAUUGGCUACACAGAUCAUCAAAACAUUGACCAGAAUCCCCUCAUUGAUCAAGGAUGGAUUAGGUUGCUUGAUCAUACUCCUGCAGAGACAGAAACCGGAGAGCCUGGGAAAAAAGCCAUUUCCUCACUUGUGUAAUGUUCCUGACCUUAUCACCAUACUUCAUGGGAUUUCUGAAACAUAUGAUAUUAGCCCUCUUCUGCGUUACAUGCUUCCCCACCUCGUUGGUGGCAUCAUCAAUCACAUUACAGGAGAAGAAACAGAAGGGGAGGAUGACCAAAUCUAUAGGAGACACUUAGAAAGCAUACUGACAAAUAUAUCACUAAAGAACAACUUAGACCAUUUACUGGCUAGCCUUCUUUUUGAAGAAUACAUUUCAUACAGUUCACAGGAAGAAAUUGAUCCUGAGAAAGUCUCUUUGCUUAAUGAGCAGUUCCUUCCACUGAUCAGACUUAUAGAAAGCAAAUAUCCCAGAACUUUAGAUGUUGUCUUAGAGGAACGCUUAAAGGAAAUUACAGAUCUGAAAAAGCAAGAGCUUUUUCACCAGUUUAUUUCUCUUUCUACAAGUGGAGGAAAAUAUCAGUUUUUAGCAGAUUCUGAUACCUCCUUGAUACUUAGUCUGAAUCAUCCACUUGCUCCUGUGAGACUUCUGGCAGUUAAUCAUCUGAAAACCAUUAUGAAAACAUCAAAGGAAAGUGUUGAUGAGUCUUUCAUAAAAGAAGCUAUUUUAACCCGAUUAGGUGAUGACAAUAUAGAUGUUGUUUUAUCAGCUAUAAGUGCUUUUGAGAUUUUUAAACAACACUUCAGUUCAGAAGAAACUAUUUCAAAUCUUCUAAAGCUUUUUAGAAGAGCAGAACUUUCAAAGAAUAAGGCAUGGUACAAAGUACUUGAGAUAGCAGCAGCGCUAUUAAUUAAAGAAGAGACACUGAGGGAGAACCCUGAGAUAGCCAAUCAGGUUGUGGUGCAUCUGCUGCCAUUUAUGGUCAUUGACACUGGUGACAUCGGAUCUGCCGAGAUGAAAAUGGCAAUACAUUUGUCCAAGUCAGGAAUUUGUUCUCUGCACCCAGUACUAAGAGGCUGGAAAGAAGCACUUGAAAAUGUGAUUAAAAGCACAAAAUCAGAAAAAUUAAUUGGUGUAGCAACUCAGAGGAUGAUUGAAUUGUUGGCUGGCAAUAUUCAUUCAGGGGGUCCUUCUAUGUUAAAGCUGGUGGAGGAUUUAAUAAGUGUUGGGGAAAAGGAAUCUUUUAGUCUGAAGCAGAAAGUGACUUCCCAUGUGAUCAUGGCUGUGCUUGUCUCCUGCUGCUCAUCUUUGAAAGGAACUCACUUCCCAUUUGCAAUAAGAGUCUUCAGUUUGUUGCAGAAAAAAAUUAAGGAGCUCAGAAGUGUUAUCACAGCAGUGGAAAUCCCUACUGAGUGGCAUUUUGAGCUGAUGACAGACAAAGGAAUGCCCGAACAGCUGUGGGCACAUUACAUACAACAGCUCAAGACUGCCCAGAGAAUUGCUGUGGAGGACUCGGUUUUACUCGUGUUUCUGCUGAAAAUUUUUGUUCAUGCAUUGAAGGCUCCUAAAUCUUUUCCUAAAGAUGAUCGAUGGUGGAAUCCCGAACGGUUGGCAGAAGAUAGCAGAGACUAUCUGCAUUUGCUGAUUGGGCUCUUUGAGGUGAUACUCGAUGGUGCUGAGGCCUCUCACUUCAGGCUUCUGAUGAAAGUCUUCAUAAAGGUACAUCUAGAAGAUGUUUUCCAGUUAUUCAAGUUCUUUUCUGUUUUAUGGACGUAUGGUUCUACCCUUUCCAAUCCACUCAACUGCACUGUGAAAACAGGACUGCAAACUCAAGCUCUUUAUAUAGGUUGUGCAAUGCUCUCUUCUCAGAAGACUCAGUGUAAACAUCAGCUGACAUCCACGUCUUCUCCAGUGGUGACAUCUCUGCUCAUUAAUCUGGGAAGCCCUGUGAAAGAAGUACGUAGGGCUGCCAUUCAUUGUCUCCAGGCCCUCAGCGGAGUCGCCUCUCAGUGCCAUCUGGUGAUAGAUCACUUGGUUCCUAAAGUGGAAGAGAUCACCUCAGAUGCCACCUAUGCUAUUCAGGAUUUGGCGACUUUAUUUGAAGAACUUCAUAAAGAGAAAAAACCAAAAUCUCAUCAGAAGAUGUCCGAAACUCUGAAAAACCUACUUAAUUGUGUAUACAGUUGUCCAUCAUAUAUUGCAAAAGAUUUUCUAAAAAUCUUUCAGGAAGUCAACAGUGAGAUGGUGCUUUCUCAGCUGCUGCCAAUGGCUGAACAGUUGUUGGAAAAGAUUCACAGAGAGCCCACAGCUGUGCUGAAAGAUGAAGCCAUUGUUUUACAUCUCAUUCUGGGGAAGUAUAAUGAACAUUCAGCUUCUCUUUUACAUAAGGACCCAAAGAGUCUAGAUGUGUUUAUGAAAGCUGUGCACACAACACAGGAACUUUCCAUGGGGAUGCCAACCGUUCAGAUCAAAGCCCUCGAAAAGAUCACAAAGCCAUUUUUUGCAGCUAUAGAAGAUGAAAAAGUUCAGCAGAAACUUUUGCAUAUGUUGUUUGAUUUGUUGGUGAACUGUAAAAAUUCUCUUUGUGCUCAGACUAUUAGCAGUGUUUUUAAGGGGAUUUCUGUUAAUGCUGAACAAAUCAGAAUAGAAUUGGAGCCACAGGAUAAAACUAAAUCCUUAGGCACAGUUCAGCAAACAAGAAGACAGAAGAUGCAGAAAAAAUCACAGGAUCCAGAAUCUGUUCAGGAAGUUGGCGGCUCUUACUGGCAGAGAGUAACCCUCAUCCUUGAACUACUGCAACACAAAAAGAAACUAAAAAAUCCCCAAAUACUGAUACCAACUCUUUUUAGCCUACUAGCAAGGUGUUUAGAACCGUUGCCCCUAGAGCAGGGCAAUAUGGAAUACACCAAGCAGUUAAUUCUUAGUUGUUUGCUCAACAUCUGCCAGAAACUCUCUCCAGAUGGCGGCCGAAUACCAAAAGAUGUUCUCGAUGAGGAGAAGUUCAACGUGGAGUUGAUAGUUCAGUGCAUCCGCGUUUCAGAGAUGCCCCAGACUCACCACCAUGCUCUCUUGCUUCUGGGUACCGUUGCUGGAAUAUUUCCAGAUAAGGUUCUACAUAAUAUUAUGUCCAUUUUUACGUUUAUGGGAGCCAGUGUCAUGCGUCUAGAUGAUACUUAUAGCUUUCAAGUUAUUAACAAGACAGUGAAAAUGGUUAUUCCAGCACUUAUUCAGUCAGAUGGUGGAGACUCAGCAGAAGUUACCAGAAACGUAGAAGAAAUUGUGGUCAAAAUUGUUAAUGUGUUUGUGGAUGCGCUUCCCCAUGUUCCAGAGCAUAGACGCCUGCCAGUCCUUGUCCAGCUAGUUGAUACACUCGGUGCAGAGAGAUUCCUCUGGGUUCUCCUCCUCUUGCUCUUUGAACAGUAUGUCACUAAAACAGCACUGGUGGCUGCCUAUGGAGAAAAGGAUGCUACUUUAGAGGCUGACACUGAAUUUUGGAUUUCAGUCUGUUGUGAGUUUAGUGUCCAGCAUCAGAUACAGAGUUUGAUGAAUAUUCUCCAGUACUUAAUGAAGCUGCCAGAGGAAAAAGAAGAAACUGUUCUCAAAGCAGUAUCUAAUAAGAGUGAAUCACAGGAAGAAAUGCUGCAGAUUUUCAAUAUAGAUACUCACACUAGCAAACAGCUACGACAUUUUAAGUUCUUAUCAGUGACUUUUAUGUCCCAGCUCCUGGCUUCCAAUAAUUUCAUCAAAAAGGUAGUGGAAAGUGGUGGUCCUCAGGCUUUAAAAGGCUUUGAGCAGAGGUUGCUAGAAAUGGUUCUUGGCUACAUUAAUGCCGUGGCACAGUCUAUGGAGAAAAAUGCUAACAAACUCACCAUAAAGUUUUGGCGAGCACUCCUCAGUAAAGCUUACGACAUGUUAGAUAAGGUCAAUGCCUUGCUGCCCACAGAAACAUUCAUUCCUGUCAUCAGGGGGCUCCUGGAUAACCCGCUCCCACCUGUGCGCAGGAAAGCGCUGGAUCUGUUGAACAACAAGCUACAGCAGAAUCUGUCCUGGAAGAAGAAAACAGUUUCCCAUUUCCUAAAACUGGUUCCGGUCCUUUUGUCCAUUGUGCAACAUAAAAGGAAGUUAGCAGAAGAGCACCCCAUCAACAGACAGACGGCGUUGUAUACCCUCAAGCUUUUAUGCAAGAAUUUUGGUGCAGAAAAUCCAGAGCCUUUUGUCCCAGUGCUGAGCGCUGCAGUGAAACUGAUUGCCCCAGAAACAAAGGAAGAAAAGAACGUCUUGGGUAGUGCCCUGCUGUGUGUUGCAGAGGUGGCCUCCACCCUGGAAGCACUGGCCAUCCCUCAGCUUCCCAGACUGAUGCCAUCACUGCUGGCAACCAUGAAAAACACCAGUGAGCUGCUCUCAGGUGAGGUCUACUUACUGAGCACCUUGGCGGCCCUGCAGAAGGUGGUCGAGACACUCCCACACUUCAUCAGCGCUUACCUAGAAGGUGUUUUGUUCCAGGUGAUUCGUUUGGAGACAAUCACUAUGGAAAUGGGUUCUGCUUCACAGGCUCAUGUCCGUCUCACAUCUCUUAAAAAGACCCUGGCUACCAAGCUCUCACCUCGAGUUUUGCUACCAGCGAUCAACAAAACAUACACAGAGAUUGAGAGGAACUGGAAGAAUCACAUGAGUCCAUUUAUGAGCAUCCUGCAAGAGCACAUCGGGGUAAUGAAAAAGGAUGAACUCACCUCCCAUCAGUCUCAGCUCACUUCAUUUUUCUUGGAGGCCCUGGACUUCAGAGCACAGCACGCCGAGCAUCAUCUGGAGGAAAUUGGAAAAACAGAAAAGUGUAUCAUCGACUCUCUGGUAGCCAUGGUUGUAAAGCUUUCCGAAGUCACCUUCAGACCCCUGUUCUUCAAGUUAUUUGAUUGGGCAAAAACCGAGGAUGCCCCAAAGGACAGACUCCUGACAUUUUACAACCUGGCAGAUUGCAUUGCUGAAAAACUGAAAGGGCUUUUUACUCUGUUUGCUGGCCACUUGGUGAAGCCUUUCGCUGAUACCUUGAACCAAGUGAACAUCUCCAAAACAGAUGAAGCAUUUUUUGACUCUGAAAAUGACCCUGAGAAGUGCUGUUUGUUAUUAGAAUUUAUUUUGAACUGUUUAUAUAAAAUCUUCCUUUAUGAUACUCAGCAUUUUGUAAGUAAAGAGAGAGCGGAAACCUUGAUGAUGCCGUUGGUUGAUCAGCUGGAGAACAGGCUUGGAGGAGAAGAGAAGUUCCAGGAACGGGUGACAAAGCACCUGAUCCCCUGCAUUGCACAGUUUUCAGUGGCCAUGGCAGACGACUCUCUUUGGAAACCACUGAACUACCAGAUUCUGCUCAAGACAAGAGACUCCUCACCUAAGGUUCGAUUUGCUGCUCUAAUUACUGUGUUAUCACUGGCUGAAAAAUUAAAGGAGAACUAUAUUGUCCUACUGCCGGAAUCCAUUCCUUUCUUAGCUGAACUGAUGGAAGAUGAAUGUGAAGAAGUAGAACAUCAGUGCCAAAAAACAAUUCAGCAGCUGGAAACUAUCCUGGGAGAGCCUCUCCAAAGCUAUUUCUAAAACUUUGGAGGACUUUUUUGUUGUUGGCAUUUCAUACUCUAUUCAGAGUUCAGGUGUAUUUUUCACAUUUUUAUUUUUGGGUGUCUGGUAUCAUGUUAUUUUUGGUGCCUGAUACCUAUUUGGACUGUUAAUCACGUUAUUAAAUCCCCACCUGGUUUGUGCUAUCCCAGUAGCCUCUCCUGCCAGGUGGGUAAAACUUUAAAAAAGAGAAAUAAUAAAUACAGGGUAUUUUUAUACAGA